This is a messenger RNA of Trichogramma pretiosum, 950 nucleotides long. RefSeq lists its product as uncharacterized. Lineage: Eukaryota; Metazoa; Arthropoda; Insecta; Hymenoptera; Trichogrammatidae. The transcript is spliced from 3 exons. The coding region runs from base 389 to 784 and encodes 131 amino acids. The record is from RefSeq and is a predicted model, not a curated record.
UUUUUCAUAAUAAAUAUUACGAUUAAAUCAUACAUUUUUUUCAAUUUAGUGAGGCAUUCACAAUCGUUCACUGCUUUGUGAGCCUGUUGAACAUAACAUGAUCAGCAAUAAAUAAAAAAAAAGGAUCUGAAUUCAUUUUUUUAUCGGAUCGAAUUUUUAUAUGCUAGCAAGUUAGACGUUGAAAGAAAAGGAUAUUGACGGGGCGGCAAAAUUGUAAACUAAUUUUGUAAUGAUAUCAAUAUGCUCAAGUACAAAUAUUGUGCGUGCGUCGAGAAUCACUUGACAGUUUGUCUCAACGCGAUUGACACCACUCGACAUGAAAUCCACGGUUUCUCGACUUUUACGGAAUUGAGACGUACUUCAUCAAUUUGCAUAAUUUAUUAAACCGAUGGGAAUAGGAAAAAAUCGAGCUAUGAGUUCACGAAGCCAAUUAAACGAAAAAAGUUUGUUCAUCGAAUUAGUCAAUUGUCAAGCAAUAGAUCCAAGUAAUUCAUUAAAGAAACCUAGUUUAUUAAUGAACAGCUAUGAUCAAUCAAAUGGUCCAAUCUCAAAAGUUCGUAAAAAUUAUGCAAACUGGAUUAAAAUUAAUGUUGAGAAGAUAUUAAAAAAGAUGGAUCUCAAAAAUAUUGCAAGUUGGAUGAAGCUUCGCAUGACAUUUGCACAUAUACCAUUCAUUCCUGUCUCAGAAUAUUUCAUACUCAAUUUCUUCGUGGGUUUCAUUUGUAUACUAGUGGCAACUAUAGUUGCAAUGUUGGUUUGCAAAGUUUGCAAAUUGCAAAAGUAAAUUUUUCUACAAAAUAGUAAAAGGAUGUCGAUUAUGGUGAUCAAUCAAGAUAUUUUAUAACUUGAAAUACACUUGCGAUGUAUUCAACUUAUAAGGAAUAUUUUUGUAAAUUUUCUGCUUUCAAUCAAGUUUCCUCAUAAAAAAUUAUUGUAAAAAUUUAUUUAUU